Molecule: messenger RNA, 1506 nt
Organism: Saccostrea cuccullata (small rock oyster)
Lineage: Eukaryota; Metazoa; Mollusca; Bivalvia; Ostreida; Ostreidae
Product: zinc finger CCCH domain-containing protein 13-like
Exons: 1
Coding region: 1-1506 (501 amino acids)
Source: RefSeq, a predicted model, not a curated record
AUGUUUGGCAUGUCCAUUUUAGAGGCAUUGCAAAGGUCAUUUGAAAUGGCAGAAUGUUCAUUUGUUUGCUUUGGUGGAAACACUUUUUCUGUGAUGAAAGUUGGAAAACAAUACUUUCUUUUUGAUUCCCAUGCACGAGAUCAGAGUGGAUUACUUGAUGCUAAUGGAAGAAGUACAUUGAUUGGAGUAGAGACACUGGAAGGUGUGGCACAACAUUGUUUGCAGUUGGCAUUAUCUCUCUCUGUUGACCAGAAUUCUCAAUUUGAAGUAACGCCAGUAAAUAUCAUUAAAUUAGGUACUGAUGACAUACAUAUAGUAGAGGAAAGUUCAUCUGAUAGAGCAGCAGAAAUUGAAAAAGGUGGUGUCCUUCUAGAUAGAUAUUUUGAUGAUCAAGAAUGUAGACUGAAAAAUAUGGUCAAAAGAAAGGAAAAGGAAGGAAAAAUCAAAUAUUCCAGAAAGGAGUACAUUAGAAAUUACAUGAAAAAUUGGAGGAAAAAUGAACAUGCUAGAAAUAUUGAGAAAGUAAGAGACAAAUUGGCAAAGCAAGAAAAAAGAUUAGACAAUACAAAAAGAACCAUUGAGAAAGAAAGGGACAAAACAGCAAGACAAGCCAAACGGUUAGACAAAGAGUCAAGAAACAUUGAGAAAGGAAGAGAAAGAGCAACAAAACAGAUAAAACGAUUAGACAAAGAAAUGAGAUGCACUGAGAAAGAAAGGGACAAAAAUGCAAGACAAGCCAAACGGUUAGACAAAGAGUCAAGAAACAUUGAGAAAGGAAGAGAAAGAGCAACAAAACAGUUAAAACGAUUAGACAAAGAAAUGAGAUGCACUGAGAAAGAAAGGGACAAAAAUGCAAGAAAAGCCAAACGGUUAGACAAAGAGUCAAGAAACAUUGAGAAAGAAAGGGACAAAAUAGCAAGACAGGCCAAACGGUUAGACAAAGAGUCAAGAAACAUUGAGAAAGAAAGGGACAAAACAGCAAGGCAAGCAAAACGGCUAGACAAAGAGUCAAGAAACAUUGAGAAAGAAAGGGACAAAACAGCAAGGCAAGCAAAACGGCUAGACAAAGAGUCAAGAAACACUGAGAAAGGAAGAGAAAGAGCAACAAAACAGGUUAAACGAUUAGACAAAGAAAUGAGAUGCAUUGAAAAAGAAAGGGACAAAAUUACAAAGAAAAGAAAGAGAAAUGACCCAAUAUUUAGACUUUCUGAGAAAGAAAGAGAGAGAAAUGCUAAGCAAAAACAAAGAGCAAAUAUAGACAUAAUGAAUAAUGAACGUGACAGAGAUGUCAGAAGAAAAAGGAAGUGUAGGGAAGAUUCUGCAUUUCUUGAAAUGGAACGCAUAAGAAAAUCUGUGAAGAGAAACAAUAUUGACUAUCGUGAGAAUGAACAGUCUAGAGAAAAGAGUGCUAAAGCCCAAAAAAGAAAAGAUCCUCAGUUUUGUAGGAAGGAAAAUAUUGCAAGAAAACGCAGAAAGAAUGGAACAUCACUUACAAAUGCAAUAUAA